UAAUAUGAUCGUUUCCGCUUAAGAACAUUGUGAAAGCCUAGAUUCAUAAGAAUUACUUAAUAUAAUGAUUGACCAUCAUAUCUACAGAAUUUACUUAAGUUUUAAAUUUCAAGGCAAAAUUUUUUGUGGGAAGUAAUAUCCAAUUAUCAAAAAAAGGAUAAGGUUGAAAAUUAUUUAUUUUUGAGC
Messenger RNA from Paramecium sonneborni, 186 nucleotides. The record is from the annotation of a GenBank genome assembly. NCBI's taxonomy places the organism in Eukaryota, Ciliophora, Oligohymenophorea, Peniculida, Parameciidae.